Messenger RNA from Brachypodium distachyon (stiff brome), 2154 nucleotides. Its product is annotated as H/ACA ribonucleoprotein complex subunit 4. Bases 112 to 1887 code for a protein of 591 amino acids. Gene Ontology annotation, biological process: mRNA pseudouridine synthesis; snRNA pseudouridine synthesis; box H/ACA sno(s)RNA 3'-end processing. Lineage: Eukaryota; Viridiplantae; Streptophyta; Magnoliopsida; Poales; Poaceae. The transcript has a single exon. The record is from RefSeq and is a predicted model, not a curated record. Gene Ontology annotation, cellular component: box H/ACA snoRNP complex. Gene Ontology annotation, molecular function: RNA binding; pseudouridine synthase activity.
CCGAGAUAAACCCUUCCCCCAAAACCCCUUUUCCAUCCAUUCGCCGCCAGGGCAGCCGCUCCCGCAAAAACCCUAAUCCCUAGCCGCCGUCCCCGACCCCCCACCGCCGCCAUGUCCUCCCAGCCGCCGGCCGUCGCGUCCCCGGGCUCCGAGCUGACCAAAUCCAAGAAGAAGAAGAGCAAAUCCAAGGACGCCUCCGCCGACCCCGCCGCCGGCGAUGACAACCCGUCGCUGGCGGAGGCCGAGGCGAAGACCGACGGGUACAUGAUCAAGCCCCAGUCCUUGGUCCCGUCCCUCGACACCUCCACCUGGCCGCUCCUCCUCAAGAACUACGACCGCCUCAACGUCCGCACCGGCCACUACACCCCGCUCCCCUCCGGCCACUCGCCUCUCAAGCGGCCCCUCCAGGAGUACCUCCGGUACGGCGUCAUCAACCUCGACAAGCCGUCCAACCCCUCGUCCCACGAGGUGGUCGCGUGGAUCAAGCGCCUCCUCCGCGUCGAGAAGACCGGCCACAGCGGCACGCUCGACCCCAAGGUCACCGGCAACCUCAUCGUCUGCGUCGACCGCGCCACCCGCCUCGUCAAGUCGCAGCAGGGCGCCGGUAAGGAGUACGUCUGCAUCGCCCGCUUCCACGCCGCCGUGCCGGACACGGCCCGUGUGGCUCGCGCCCUCGAGUCGCUCACCGGCGCCGUGUUCCAGCGCCCGCCCCUCAUCUCUGCGGUCAAGCGCCAGCUCAGGGUUCGGACUAUUUAUGAGAGCAAGCUUCUGGAGCAUGACGCGGAGCGCCACCUCGCUGUGUUUUGGAUCUCUUGCGAGGCAGGAACUUAUGUAAGGACACUCUGUGUGCACCUUGGGCUGCUCCUUGGUGUUGGCGCGCAUAUGCAGGAGCUGCGCCGUGUCCGUUCUGGGAUUCUCGGAGAGCAGGACAACAUGGUAACCAUGCAUGAUGUUAUGGAUUCUAUGUGGGCGCUGGACAACCACAAGGAUGAGUCUUACAUAAGGCGCGUUGUGAUGCCUCUUGAGGUCAUUCUUACUAGCUACAAGAGGCUUGUUGUCAAAGACUCUGCUGUUAAUGCUAUCUGCUAUGGUGCGAAGCUUAUGAUUCCUGGGUUGCUCCGUUUUGAGAAUGACAUUGAUGUUGGGGAGGAGGUGGUUCUCAUGACUACAAAGGGGGAGGCCAUUGCCAUUGGUAUUGCUGAGAUGCCCACUGCUGUUAUGGCAACUUGUGACCAUGGCGCAGUAGCCAAGAUCAAGAGGGUGGUGAUGGACAGAGACACAUACCCGAGGAAGUGGGGACUUGGCCCCGUGGCACUCAAGAAGAAAAAGAUGAUUGCCGAGGGCCUCCUUGAUAAGCAUGGGAAGCCAACUGAGAAGACCCCAGCUGAAUGGCUUCGGAACGUGGUGCUCCCGACUGGUGGUGAUGCGAUGAUUGCUAGCAUUGCUGCUGCCCCUGAGCCAGAGAAGGUGAAGGUGGAACAGGCUGAUGUCAAGGAGAAGAACAAGCAUGAGGAGGAUAAGGCCGAUGGAGGCCGCAAGAGGAAGGUUGAUGAAGAUGAUGCAUCUGCUUCUACGCCUGCAAAGAAGAUCAAAUCAGAAGAGGUCAUAGAAGCAGUGGAAGGGGAGAAGAGUGAGAAGAAGAAGAAGAAAAAGAAAGAUAAGGGAGAACCAGGAUCAGCCGUUUCGGAGGCAGUGGAGGAGAAGGGUGAUCUGACUGAUCAGGAGAAGGGUGGCAGUGAGAAGAAAAAGAAAAAGAAGAAGAACAAGGAAGAAACUGAUCUUGUCAAACCAGAGAGUGCUCCAGAUGGUGCUGUUGAGGAAGGUGAGAAAAGUGACAAGAAAAAGGAGAAGAAAAAGAAGAAAAAUCGAGAUGUGGAGGAGGCAUAAUUGGUAAAAUUGUAGCUUGAAUUGGCUGCCUGUAAUAUGUGCUUGCAGUUAUGGGGAGUUUGGCCUACCUGUUUUACUUGCUCUGAGCCCCGCCCAACCUUUUAUGGUUUGGAAGGUCUAUGUUUAGAUUACUGCCAUUCUACUGAACUGUUAUGGCAAGUAGAGAGAUUUUUCAUUAAAUUUCUUCGACUAUGAGGCCUGUAUUGCUGUAUAACUUCUCAGUUAGCGCAAUGAUUUUUCCCUCAUCAGUAGUUCACUGCUUUGAAA